ACAGAACCAGACUGGAACCCGGCCCAGUUACAGGCCCGCCCAUAGCUGCUUGGAGUGUCUCAUUCUCAUACAAUUGGAAGUUGGAUUGAAUUUCCCUCGUCGAUUCUCAGCAUUCCGUUCCCGCUCCCUCACACACGCCGAUCGAGGUCCGCCGUCGAAUCGUCUCCGCUAUCGGUGGACGGAGCGGAGCUCAAAUAGACGCCCAAAAUCCAGUGUCAAUGGCGUCGAGUUCGACUCCCCCGGUGCGGGAUAAUGCCUCCGGAAGACUCAAGAGGGCUGCUUCUACUCUCGCCGGUGAUACCCAGACUCUCGUCAGCGACAUAAAAAAGGCCUUCACAAUGGUGAAAAACAUCGCAGUUGAUCUGGAAAGAGAGAAAGAAUCCGCGCAGAUCAAGGAGCUUGAAACUCUAGCAGUUCAGUUGUCGGAAUCUUGUGAUGACUGUAUUUGUCGUGCAUCAGCAAUUCAUAAUGUGGGAAACGAAUAUCAGCCAACUCCAGAGUUCACUGAUUUCAAAAAGUUGCUUGAUGAGCAAUUUAUGAAGCUCAAGGCUAUGCCAUCACAGCAUAAUCGACUAAUCCGUCAAUUUCAUGAAGCUGUUUGGAAUGUUCAUCAUGAAAAUCAGCCAAUGCCAGGUGAGGAGGAGGAGGAUAUCGUAAUGACGAGCACCCAGUCCAACCUCCUGAAUGUGAAAUGUCCUUUAAGUGGCAAGAUGAUUACUGACCUAGCAGAACCAGUUAGAAGUAUGGACUGCAAGCACAUCUAUGAGAAGCAAGCCGUCAUGGCAUACUUGCCCCGAAAUGGUACUCAAAAACGAUGUUGCAUAGCAGGCUGUCCCAAGGUCUUGCAAGCCCAGAAGCUAGUGUGUGAUCCAUUUCUGCUGGCCGAAAUCGAGGAACUGCGGUCGAUUAAUCAACAAACUGAACAGGCUCAAAACGUCGAAGAUUUCACUGGACUUGAUGAUGAAGACUAGGACGUAAUAGAUGACUUUAUCAAUUACAUUCCCACGAACCGAAAGACGAUUUGGUACUAGAGCGACCUUUAGAAGUUGAAACACUUUUCCUAUGAUCAUCUGAUGUAAUUAGUUAGUAUCAAAGCGAAGAGGAAACUCGGUGUACUAGAAAAUCGAGUUCUCGAAAUAUGAAUUUGCACACUGAUCUGGACAGCUUGCAUGGAAAAGGAAAGCUGGACCAACAUUGGAUGGUGCUAUGCUGCCAUCGCUGAAUGUGUGGUAUUCUAAAAUUCAGGUGACCAUUUCGUUUAAAAUGAAAGAUCAGUGAGUGGAUUGCUGGUGAACUCAAAUUUGGGUGACCGUUCAUGUAAUUGACCCGGUAAAAUCCUCACCUAUGAAGACGAGAAGAAACAGAGACUCGCAGUAGCAAGCAGGGCGACCUUCAAAACUGCACCUAUGGCUUUGUCCUCUUCCCGCAGCAGCUUCUUUCUUCUCCAUCAACGCUUUCUCAUGCGCGCAGUCCCAGUCUUCAACUCUCUACCUAGAAGAUUCACAGCCAAAUCCUCAAACCCUAAGGUCACCGUCCUCCGUUCCAUUUCCAUUCAAAAUCACUCCUCAAGUCCUCCUCCGCUUCCAACCUCCGCCAUGCCCAGUCCCGCCACCGACAACGGCGGCGGUUAUCGGUGGAAGCCAAUGUGCUUGUACUAUACACAAGGCAAAUGUACUAAGAUGGACGACCCUGCACACCUUCAGGUGUUCAAUCACGAUUGCUCCGAGGAAUUCCGUUUGUCUGAAGGCGAACUCCAACGCGAGCACAAGCCCCAGAAGUUUGAUUACUUGCUGGUGUUUGAUUUGGAAGGGAAAGUGGAGAUUCUCGAGUUCCCUGUGCUCUUAAUCGAUACCAGAACUAUGUCCGUAGUGGACUUGUUUCACAGGUUUGUUAGGCCAACUGCAAUGAGUGAGCAAAGGGUUGAUGAAUAUAUUGAGAACAAGUAUGGCAAGUUUGGAGUUGAUCGAGUUUGGCAUGAUACUGCCCUUCCAUUCGUUGAAGUUGUGCAGCAAUUCGAAGAUUGGUUAAUCCAGCACUGUUUGUGGGAAAAGAAGCAGAAUGGGAGCCUUAAUCGAGCAGCAUUCGUAACCUGUGGGAACUGGGAUGUGAAAACACAGGUUCCUAAGCAAUGCGUAGUGUCGAAGAUGAAGCUCCCCCCGUACUUUAACGAAUGGAUCAAUCUGAAAGACGUCUACCUAAACUUCUACAAUCCGAAACAAGAGGCUAGGGGAAUGAGGACCAUGAUGGAGCAGCUUAAGAUGCCAAUGUUGGGGAGUCACCAUCUGGGAAUCGACGACACUCGAAACAUAGCUCGAAUUGUGCUUCGAAUGCUUGCUGAUGGCGCAGUGAUUCCUGUUACAGCUUGGAGGGAUGGUGGAUCUUCUGAAAGUGUCAACUUCCUGUACAAGAACCGGAUAAGAUAGCUCUCUUACUCUCUCUCAUACGCGCAGCAUCCAGAAAAAACUUGUGGGUUGCCCAAGUUCUGCAGAAAGCUUCAAUCUUUCUACUUCAGCAGUUCUGUAUCAUGUUCAACUGGAAUCUGAUUAAAUCUGAACAAAAUGUUUACAAAUGAAUCGAUGUUUUCUGUGAUGAACUCUUCAACAAUAACUAAGAUUGCUGAUUAUGAUGAUUGUGAUGGUCAAGGUUAACCAAAAACCAUUACAAAAAUUAAUUAAUUUUCUUUAAUCCACUUUCAUCAGUGUAUGUUAGCAGCCACAGUCCUGGCCCAGACCUUGAGAUGGGCCUUGAUGUCUUCAGCUGAUGAAGUAGUUGCGGUCGUCGUUGUCUGGGCAUUUGAAGUGGGCCCCGGAGCCCACGUCGGAAUCGGCGGGCCUCCACACCGGAGGAACCGGUCGUAACUGGGCCUCUGUGGCCUCGCUGCCGCCUUCUUUGACUCGUAGUAACUGGCUUGAUCAUGUUGGAUCUCAAGGUUGCUCAUUGUUUUGGUCAACUUCCUGAUUCCCUUGGGAUUAGUGGGCGGAGGAGGAGGAUUGUUGCUGUGAUUAGUCGUACUAAUUACUCCACUUUGAUCAUCUUUAACCUCUGGGCUUCUUCUUCUUCCACCACCACCUCUCACCUCGUUUCUCAUGCUCCUGCAACUCCUAAUCAUGCUCUUAGGAGAAGAAACAGAGUGUCUAGGAGAGAUAUCAUCGAGAGAAGAAGACAUGGCCUGCUGAAUCAAUCUGCUCAUACUCAUACCAUUCUCUUCCCCAUCUGAUUCUUCUUCUUCUUCUUCUACUUCUUCCCUCCCUAUCCACGGCGGCAGCGACGGAGCUCUCGCCAAACUCCCCGGAUUCCUCCCGCCGCCGCCGCCUGAUGUCUUAAUCUUACUCCCCUGUUUCUCCUUACCCUCCCCUGUUUUCGACGAUUUACUACCAUUCCUCCUCCCACCAGACUUCCUGCCAAUACAAGGCGGCAGAGACGGCGCCCUCACCAAACCGCCGUCGCCUCUCACCGGCGCCGGAGGAACGACGCUCUGUGAAGAAGUGGGAUCAGAGAAACACCUCCCCAUGAAUCUACCUCCCGCCGGCGGCGGCUUAUUGCCCCCGCUUCCAUCGAUCAGUUUCCUGAAGAACCAAGCUUCUUCCAGCAGAUCAGGCACGCCGCCGUUUCUUUCACUGCCCUUUUCUUCUCCCUCUGAUGGGUACUCGCCGGCGAGUGAACCCAUGGCUGGUUUUGCUCUGUAUCAAAUGGGC
Molecule: messenger RNA, 3695 nt
Organism: Linum tenue
Lineage: Eukaryota; Viridiplantae; Streptophyta; Magnoliopsida; Malpighiales; Linaceae
Source: the annotation of a GenBank genome assembly